Lotus japonicus is the source of this 609-nucleotide messenger RNA. RefSeq lists its product as uncharacterized. The transcript is spliced from 5 exons. Lineage: Eukaryota; Viridiplantae; Streptophyta; Magnoliopsida; Fabales; Fabaceae. The record is from RefSeq and is a predicted model, not a curated record. The coding region runs from base 1 to 609 and encodes 202 amino acids.
AUGGCUUCAAGAAUCGACGAUCUGGCUAAGGUCGAUGCCUCCAAAGAAACCUGGACAAUUGUUGCCAAAGCCAGUCAUCUAUGGCUUAGUCCAAGCCUAUAUGGCUCAAAACUACCCUUUUCAAAGGACAUGAUACUUAUGGAUGACAAGUCUUCCCUAACUGAGGGAAAAGUAUACCAGAUUUCCUACUUUGGUGUGGGCGAGAGAAGACGUGAUUUUCGCCCGACCGAGCAUCCAUUCAAGAUCAAAUUUGAUAUUCAGACUUCUGUACGACUACUACCUAACAAGGCUAUCAACAUAACGCCGUACUCUUUCGUUCCACUUGCUGACAUUAUGUAUAAGGACCUUGAUACAUCGUUCCUUAUAGAUGUAAUUGGAAUUCUAACGGGCGCAAGUGGAGAACAAGAGUUCGAAAAGAAUGGUACUAAACAGAAGAGGAUAACUAUAGAACUUGAUCAAGAUGGGGUUCGUGUUGAAUGUGCUUUUUUCGGGAAAUAUGUUUCUGAGGUCAUUGGUUAUAUUUCAUCGGUUGAUGCAACCAAUGCUGUCAGUGUUGUAAGAUCAAGCCAUUCAAAGAUUCAAGAAGUUGCCCCUCUCCGUGCUCGGUAA